This is a messenger RNA of Maylandia zebra (zebra mbuna), 1619 nucleotides long. RefSeq names its product neural proliferation, differentiation and control, 1b (gene npdc1b). Lineage: Eukaryota; Metazoa; Chordata; Actinopteri; Cichliformes; Cichlidae. Gene Ontology annotation, cellular component: membrane. The record is from RefSeq and is a predicted model, not a curated record.
CGUCAUAGCCUGGCGUCGUUCUGCCACAGCUGAGCCUCAGCAGCAGCAGCAGGGACUGCUGUCCGGUAGGAGCAGGGCCGGAGGAAAAUGCAGACAUCCUGCGGAAAACACGCAGAGCAGCGUCCCGACGACACUCGCUGAUCCUCGUGUCUUCGCCGUUUUUCGUUAUUGCUUUGUCUUCUUGCGUCCCUCUCCUCUCUAAACACCGGAGGAUGGGGGAAUGAUCAGUGCCGCCACCAUCUCCCCGUCCUCCGCCUUCGUCUGGUGUCUGUGCCCAGGAUGAGGGCUCGUCUGCUCGGACACACGGUGGUGUUCGUUGCCCUCUUGGCGCUGAGAAGCUGCCUGGCAGGUUCUCCUCUGUGCCCUCGGAGUUUAGAAUGUGCCCUGGCAGGAAGACACUUCUGCCGGCCUGGCAGCUCCCACUGUGGGCCUUGUCUGCGCCCCCUGGUGGAAAACUCCCGUGGACGCUGCGUGGUCAAGAGGAGACAUGCUCCUCACAUUCAUUCUGUUAAAGAUAAAGUGAGCCCAUACCCUGAGCUCGAUGAGGAGAUUGACUUUCUCUCUGCAAUCAUCAGGGAACAGAGACCCGAGUCCUACAGCUCAGCCCCAUCCUCCCAGGAGAUCACAUCCAAGCAGUUUGAAGAGCAUGGCUACACUCACAGAGCAUCUUCUGUGGAACAGCCUCCUACUCAGAGUGUCCUGCUAACUAGCAUCGCUUCACCCACCCCUAGAAACCACACUGCCGCUCUGAGCAGUCCCAUCAUCCUCCGCUACCCUCCUGACGACCAUGUCUUCAUCAUCAUGAGCAGCGUCGUCAUUGUGGCAGGUUCCCUGGCACUGCUGGUAGCGUUGGCUUGCUGGGUCAGGUUUCAGAAAUAUGUUCAUAUCAAUCAGAAAGUGGACUACCCUUCAUCUGGACUGAUGAGUGCUCAGGCAUUCGAGAAUUUGCUUGGGGACAAGAAGCUGGCCCACAGUGCCCAAAUGUACCACUACCAGCACCAGAAGCAACAGAUGCUCUCCCUGAGAAAACACAGGGUUGAGCCUAAAGUUCCUGACUCUGCAGCCUCAACAGAUGAGGAGAAUGAGGAUGGAGAUUUCACCGUGUAUGAGUGUCCUGGACUUGCACCAACGGGGGAAAUGGAGGUGAAGAACCCAUUGUUUGACGACUCCACCCUCUACCUGCAGAGAUUCCACAAAUGAACCUGGACACAGAGACGUUUCAUGCUCUAAAAGCAGCACCUGUAUGUACAAAUAUUUACACGUCAGUUUAAUUGUUCCAGUGCGCAGAUCGGACACAUACCCUAAACAGCCAAACUACAUUUGGUUUUUCCCGUUUUGUUUACAUAUUUCUUUACUGUUUAUUACACACAUAUGCAACCAUACAUGCUCAGCAUUUAUGAGCUCACUGAUAGAACAGGCUUUGCUUUUAUUUCAGCAUUUUUAAAUGGAUGUAAUGUUGAUAUGAACACAACUUCUCUUGUGUGUUAUGUACACAUUGUUUUUCAGUUGAUUUCCGUCUUGCUGACACCAUGUCUACAUGCAUCUGCAUUCUUACAGUUCAUCCAAGAAAUUUAAAUAUUAGACAAAGAUAACACAAGUAAAUUAAAUGUAUAACUGAA